This is a messenger RNA of Adineta steineri, 1455 nucleotides long. The record is from the annotation of a GenBank genome assembly. NCBI's taxonomy places the organism in Eukaryota, Metazoa, Rotifera, Eurotatoria, Adinetida, Adinetidae.
AUGUCUUUGCUAUUCGUUUCAGCAAGUCGAACAUGUCGGUCUUCUUUUUCUCGACAACAUAUACUUUUAUCUACAUCUCGAUUUCAAUCAACUCAAAUAAAUCCAGAGAUUCAUCAAACUCAAAAUCAGCAAACAAAAGCGGAUUAUCCAUCAUCAUCAUCAUCUAAUUCUAGUCGUCGAUAUCGUUUUUAUUUCUUAUCUAUUGCUGCUGGAGCAUUAAUUGGAGGAGCAUAUACAUUUCGACAAUCUCGAAAAUAUGAGGGUCUUAUGCCUGAAUAUAUUACUAAUUCUGAACAACUACAGCGUAAAGCAAUGGAAGCUCGACCAAUGCCACCACCCGUAACAAAACAUAUUACAUUUGAUGAAGGACCAAGAGUAAAUUUCCCAUUUAAAUUAACACUCUAUCAAUAUGUUACAUGUCCAUUUUGUUGUAAAGUUCGUGCAUAUCUUAAUUAUAAUCGUAUACCAUAUGAUAUAGUUGAAGUUAAUAGUGUAAUGCGUUCGGAAACAAAAUGGUCAAUAUAUAAAAAAGUUCCAAUACUUGUUAUAGAAAAUGAAGAAAUUCAAUUAAAUGAUUCAAGUAUGAUUAUAUCAGCUAUUGAAUCUUAUUUACGUAUGCCAACAAAACGAUUUGAAAAUAUAUCGAAAUUAUAUCAAUCAGUUGUUGAAAAAGAUGAAAAGGGAAAAUUAUCGUUUAAUUAUCCGAAUAAAUAUUUUCUUGUUGAACCAUUAACAAAUGAACGAGUAGAUCCAACAAAACAAGUUCAAACAGAAAAAACAAAAGAUGAUGCUCGUGAUAAUGAUGCAACAACAACAACGAAAAAUGUUAAUAAUCAAUCUUCACCAUGGUUUUUCACUAAAUUUUUUUCAAAAUCAAAAUCAGAACAUAAAGAAGGUUUAGUUAAUAUUGGUUCAGGAACUGUUACAGACAAUGAAACAAAAUCAAUUACUUCAUAUAAUAAAUCAAGUGAACAAUAUAAAUUAGAACGUAAAUGGCGUGAAUGGGUUGAUACAAAAUUUGUUCAUACAUUAUCACCAAAUAUUUAUUGUACUUUAAAUCAAUCAUUGAAUACAUUUCGAUGGUUUUCACAAGCAGGAGAUUGGGAACAAAUAUUUCCAUGGUAUCAACGUUGGAUUAUUGUUUAUGUUGGUGCCGUUGUUAUGCGUGGUGUAGCAGGACGUUUAAGAAAAAAAUAUAAUUUAAAUGAUAAUGUAAGAAUUUCUCUAUAUGAAUGUGCAAAUGAAUGGGUUAAAGCCGUUGGAAAUAAAAAUUUUCUUGGUGGAUCUCAACCAAAUCUUGCUGAUUUAAAUGUUUAUGGUAUUCUCACAGCUAUUCAAGGAUGUGAAGCAUUUCAAGAUCUUAUGAGUAAUACAAAGAUUCAACCAUGGUUUGAACGUAUGAAACAUUCAGUUGAACCUCAUUUUGCUGAUAACCGUCUUCGUGCUACUACUUAA